AUGGUAUCACAACGAUUUUAUCUCAUUCUUAUUCUAGUUAUGGUUAUUAUGCCUGCUAAUAGUAUUCACUAUGCAGGAACAUUAACUGGAAGAGAAUGUAUAGCUUAUUAUGCAUCGAAUAAUGCUUAUAAAAAUCUUCAAGCUUUAUUUAGUUGUCCAAAGAAAUGGCUAAUAAAAAGCAGAAAAAAAUUUCUCAUGUAG
Messenger RNA from Rotaria sordida, 201 nucleotides. NCBI's taxonomy places the organism in Eukaryota, Metazoa, Rotifera, Eurotatoria, Philodinida, Philodinidae. The record is from the annotation of a GenBank genome assembly.